CAAAUGCAAAUGCAUCGAUACAACUAUAACAAAAUGGACGCAGGUGGAGCACGGCAGCAGGCUCAGCAUCCUCAGGCUAGUAGUCUGAUGCAACAAAUAUUACAUGAUUCGCCACAGCAAGAAUUUCAUCUGCAAGUAGGAAACCCGAUGCAAGGUAGUCCGAUGUUGAUGCUCCCUGCACAUGAUCAACAAGGUCGACGUCCUUAUAGUGAUGGUGCUGCCCAACCACAUGGAAGUAGGAGGAAAGUCCAUCUCCUACCUGGUGGUUCUGUAAUGUCAUCAAGGGCGACUGGAGUGGCUGCCAACAUCACAACCACGACUAGGCCGAAUCGCAGUCAGAGUUACCAAAAUGAAGUGAGGAGGAGCAAUGCCACUGCAGGACCUGCUAUGAUAGAGGGUCCACCAUGCUUGAGACAACAAGAGCAUCAGCUACAUCAAGAACAAUCUACUGAAUCCGCUCAGAAGGCACAUCAAUCUCGGCUACAUGCUCGUGCCCUCCGUCUCAAUGAAGUACCAUUAG
Messenger RNA from Amoebophrya sp. A25, 520 nucleotides. The record is from the annotation of a GenBank genome assembly. Lineage: Eukaryota; Dinophyceae; Syndiniales; Amoebophryaceae.